AUGGAUUUUAACUCAUGGAACAUCUUCUGGAAAGCAUGUUUCACUUCAUUAGCGACUUUGAUCUUUGUUGGAAAUAUUCUCACCAUUUGGAUAUUCUCCAAGCAGAAACGUCACAAACGAACUUUCUCUCUUCUCAUUAGUUUGGCUGUAGCCGAUGUGUUGGUUGGGAUUUUGGCCAUCCCACUGUAUUUAAAAGUAAUGGUAUCAGAGGGAUACGCAUGGUACAUGAUUUCCAUCGUUACUGACGUAUUUACAGGCACAACGUCCAUCUACACUCUCGCUGUCAUUUCCCUGGAGAGAAUGUUCGCCGUUGGUUGGCCUCUUCGUCACAGAACUAUAAGCUUCCGUGUUUACAUCUUCGCUAUCAGCAUGCCGUGGAUCAUAGCGGUAAUGUUUACCACUUUGUGGAUAUUUCAGCAGUUUGAUAUGAUAGAGAGGAAGAUACUCUCUUACGUUAUUCCUUUGAUUUGUGGAAUCCCUUUGUUAACUACAUGUGUAGCAAACUAUGUUGUUUGGAAGAAGCAACAAACGUCAUUUCGCAGCCAGAAUCAUAUUAAAAGAGAGGUGAAAUUGGCGAAGACACUAGCUCUCAUAACAGCAACAUCACUUUUAACAUGGCUUCCUUUUCAAAUUAUAAACAUUUUAUUUACCUUGAAAGUCAUGGGAUAUUUCAAUUAUCGAGAGUUGACAGUCUUUAUCGUCAAACUUUUGCAGUUUAGCAAUUCAUUGGUGAACGUAAUGGUUUAUUCGUUCAGAAUCCCAGAAUUUAGGAGUGCUCUCCUUCAUAUACUUCCUUUCCGUGUAAGAUCAAGCGCUGAGGUGUCUCCAUCAUCUAGGAUCGGCUAA
This is a messenger RNA of Stylophora pistillata, 846 nucleotides long. RefSeq names its product adenosine receptor A3-like. The record is from RefSeq and is a predicted model, not a curated record. Lineage: Eukaryota; Metazoa; Cnidaria; Anthozoa; Scleractinia; Pocilloporidae.